Messenger RNA from Xyrauchen texanus (razorback sucker), 3734 nucleotides. RefSeq names its product NACHT, LRR and PYD domains-containing protein 12-like. Bases 197 to 3643 code for a protein of 1148 amino acids. The transcript is spliced from 10 exons. Lineage: Eukaryota; Metazoa; Chordata; Actinopteri; Cypriniformes; Catostomidae. Gene Ontology annotation, molecular function: protein binding. The record is from RefSeq and is a predicted model, not a curated record.
CGUAAAAAUCGCAAUUUUUUAUGUUAUACAUUUUUUAAAUAUUGAGUGUAAAUUUAUAACAUUAUGCUUUGUGUUAUAUUACCCUGGAAUUAGUUAAAAAAAAAAAAAACUGUCUAUCUUCUCCCUUUUUACUCUAAAUCCACCGCUCUCUAUUUUUUUUUUUCGUUUCUCGAAAGUCAGUCAAACGUAACAUUGGAUGUUUUUCUUUUGCUCUUGGAGCAAAUGGACCCAGGUAGACAAGAUGGCAUCUAUUCCAGAACAGCUUCUGGAAACACUGGAUGAGCUGGAAGAAAACAAACUAAAGAGGUUUAAAUGGCAUUUAAAACAAGUAGGGUCCAUUUCAGCUGGUGAAUUGGAAAAUACAGAUGCCAUUGACACAGUGGAUCUGAUGGUGGAGCGUUAUGAACCAGAAGAAGCUGUGAAGAUCACACUGAACAUCCUGAAGAAGAUGAAACAAAACCAGCUGGCUGAAGAGUUAAAAAACAAGAACAAGGAUGGGCUUCAAACACCCUCAGAGGGAUCAAUAUCUGGGAAACAUGCAACAAAAGAGGAUGAUAUCUUGCAAAACGUCAUUACAAAUCACAAAGAUUACAUGAAGGAGAAAGCUGAAUCUGUUUUUGAGGGCAAAAAAGAAAAUAAAACACAUCUCAAGAAAGUUUACACUGAACUCUUUAUCACUGAAGGCGAUUUUACAGACGUCAAUCAUGAACACGAGAUUCUGAAGAUCGACAGAGCUUUCAAAACCUCAAAUUGUGAGGACACGCCAAUCAACUGCAAUGACAUAUUUAGCUUAUUGAGGCAAAGGGCGGAGGGUAACAUUGUUCUGACUAAGGGAAUCGCUGGCAUUGGAAAAACCUUCUCUGUGCACAAGUUCAUUAUGGACUGGGCUGAAGGAAAAGGCAAUCAGGAUGUAGACUGCAUGUUCCUGCUUCCAUUCCGAGAGAUUAACUUGAUUAUAGAUAAAGAGAUCAGUCUCCAUGAGUUCCUACAGGAAUUUUAUCCUCAACUGAAAGAGCUGAAGGAUACAAAGUGGUCUGAAAGUUGUAAGCUUGCAUUUAUUUUCGACGGACUCGAUGAAAGUCGUCUUCCGUUGAAUUUCAAUUGCAAAUCACUUCACUGUGUUAAUACACGGUCAUCUGUUGAUGCUUUGUUUACAAGUUUAAUCAAAGGGAAACUUCUUCCAUCAGCUCUCAUCUGGGUGACCUCCCGACCUGCAGCAGCCAAUCAGAUCCCUCCUGAGUAUGUGGGAUUGUUCACAGAGGUACGAGGAUUCACUGACAAACAGAAGGAGGAAUACUUCAGAAACAGAAUCAAAGAUGAGACUCAGGCCACCAAAAUCAUCUCACACAUCAAGACAUCUCGUAGCCUCUACAUCAUGUGCCACAUUCCUGUUUUUUGCUGGAUAUCAGCUACUGUUCUACACAAAAUUCUCAUCCAGAACAGUGGGGAGGACAUUCCUUCAACACUUACUGAAAUGUACGUUCACUUCCUGCUAAUACAGAUGAACAUGAAGAACCAAAAGUAUGAUGAAAAAAACGAAAGAGAACGCUCAAAGCUAUUGGGUUCAAACAAAGAAAUGCUAUUAAAGUUGGCUAAAGUGGCAUUCGAACAGCUGAGGAUGGAAAAUAUAAUGUUCUAUGAAAAGGAUUUGAAAGCUUGUGGCAUUGACUUUAUUGAUGAGUCAGAGUCUACUGGAUUAAUCACAGAGAUCUUUAAGAAAGACACUGUGCUUCAUGAGAUGAAGGUUUAUUACUUCAUACAUCUGAGUGUCCAAGAGUUCCUCGCUGCUCUGCACGUGUUCCUCUGCUACCUGAACAAGAACAUGGAGGAGCUUGAUUUUUUCCUGGAUAAUUCACGUCCUGAGAAAGACUUGCUGUAUGUGUUGCUGAGGAAAGCGAUUGACAAAGCCAAGGCGAGCGAGAGGGGGCAUUUUGACCUCUUUAUUCGGUUCUUAAUGGGCAUUUCUCUUGAGUCCAAUCAAAAACUCCUCACAGGCUUGUUGACCCACACAGAGGAUAGUAAAAGAAGCAUCAAUAAAACAAUCCAGUAUAUCAAGCAACUGCAAAACAAUGAUAAGUACCCUGACAAAUCCAUCAACCACUUUUUCUGCAUCCUUGAGCUGCAGGAUAGAUCCCUGUACCAGCAAAUCCAGAAAUAUCUGAGUUCAGGUGUCAUAAACAAACGCCGUGAGAUCUCCACCUCAAACUGCUCAGUAAUGGUCUAUGUGCUCCUGAUGUCAGAGGUGGUGUUGGAUGAGUUCAACCCAAAAAAGUUCAACCCAACGUAUGCAGGAUGCAGGAGACUGGUCCCAGUUAUGAGAUGCUGCAAAAGAGCUCUAUUUUCAGACUGUGGACUGACAGAAACAUGCUGUGAAACUGUAGCUUCAGCUCUACAGUUAGAGGACUGCCCCUUGAGCGAGCUGGACCUGAGUGACAAUUACAGUAUUGAAGCUGGAGUGAAACUGCUUUGUGCUGGACUGAAGAGUCCUCACUGUAAACUAGAGACACUGAAGCUGGCCCGGUGUCAUUUCGGUCAGGACAGCUGCAGGGAGCUGGUGUCUGCUCUCAAGAUAGUCACAUGUCAUCUGACUGAGCUUGACCUCAGUAGCAAUGAUCUGCACGACUCUGGACUCCAACAGCUCUUACAUGGAAUGGACCACACGAAGAGAAAACUUAAAAUUCUGAGGAAAGUAUUAACAAUAUUUGGGUUGAGCUGGUGUAACCUCACUGGGAAGAGUUGUGAGAUUCUUGCCAUGAUUAUUAGCUCAGAUUCCCUCCUGAGGGAGCUUGAUCUGAGUAACAAUGACCUGCAGGAUUCAGGAGUGAAGCUGAUAUCUGACGCACUAAACAGUACAAACUGUACAUUGGAGAUACUGGGAUUAUCAGGCUGUAUGGUGACAGAAGUUGGCUGUUGUCAUCUGGCUUCAGCUCUGAGUUCAAACCCUUCACACCUGAAAGAGCUGGAUCUGAGCUACAAUCACCCAGGGGAAUCAGGGGUCAAACUUCUCACUGAGAGACUCAAUGAUCCAAUCUGUACACUACAGAAACUCAAAACUGAUCCUAAUGGUCAGCACAUCAUCAAGUCAGGGAUAAGAAAGUAUGCCUGUGAUCUUACAUUGGAUCCAAACACAGCACACGUUGAGCUCUUGCUCUCUAAUGAAAACAGACGGGUGACACGAGUAACUGAGAAGCAGCCAUAUCCUGAUCAUCCAGACAGAUUUGAACCCUGUUGCCAGGUUCUGUGUCAAGAGAGUCUGACUGGACGCUGUUAUUGGGAGGCUGAAUGGAGCAAUUCAAAGGGGGUGGUGGGGGUGACGUACAAAUGCAUACCUCGCAAAAAUGAUAAUCUUGUUAUGGUAGGGGCCAGUCAUCUUGGAAACAAUGAUGUGUCGUGGAAGCUUACCUGUGGGGUGGUUACAUAUGUUUCUCACAAUAAAGUGAACAUUAAUAUAAAGGCUCCAUGCUCUCGUUCGUCCAGAGCAGGAGUUUAUGUGGACUCGGCGGCCGGCACUUUAUCCUUCUACAGCAUUUCUGACACGCACACACUCACACACUUGUACACGUUCCUCACUUCCUUAAAGGAACCCCUCUAUGCUGUAUUUAAAGUGGAAAGUGGCACUUUGUCCUUGUGUCAGAUGGAGUAACCUAAAGCCCUCUUCAAAAUAACAUUAAUUCAAUCUUGAAACUCAUUUUUACUUUAUAACUGUUUUUGUUUAACUCAAGAAACAUUUACUU